This is a messenger RNA of Cololabis saira (Pacific saury), 5155 nucleotides long. RefSeq names its product alsin-like. Gene Ontology annotation, molecular function: guanyl-nucleotide exchange factor activity. Lineage: Eukaryota; Metazoa; Chordata; Actinopteri; Beloniformes; Belonidae. The record is from RefSeq and is a predicted model, not a curated record. The coding region runs from base 1 to 3432 and encodes 1143 amino acids. The transcript has 30 exons.
AUGACCUCAAUAUACCUGCUCAAACCCUUCAUCCUCCUUUUAAACAAGUCCUGCUCAACAACAACUUAUAUCCCACUGGUGCAGGUGCUCAGACUCCAGCCUCUGUGCGUCAAGUCUCUGACGGGGCACGAAGUGAUCAAAGUGGCCGCAGGCUCGCACCACUCGCUGGCUCUCACUGCUCAGUGUCAGGUGUACUCGUGGGGAAGUAACAUGUGUGGACAGCUUGGCCAUGUCAACAGUCCCGUCACCGUGCCGCAACAGGCCAAGCUGUCCGAGGGUCUCGGUGUCUGGGACCUGUCAGCCGGUCAGAGCCACUCCCUUCUCCUGGCCGAUGGUGACUGUGUGCAGCCCGUUCUGCUGUACUGCGGUCAGCAGUUAGAGCCUCUGUCGUCGCAGAGCAAGCAGAGCCGAAGCUCCUGCCAGAGGUCCCCCAUCAGUGCAGGGAGUUACACCGUCAGACCCGCGCUGCUGCCCUUCUGCGUCGAGAUGGGUUACAUCAGCAGUGUGUGCAGCGGUGGUCAGAUGUGCGCAGUACUGGCAGACCACAACGUGAUGGGGUUUAUCUCGGCCAUCCAUGAGCUGGGCUCCAGAGAGAGACAGUUCUACUGCUGGUUGAGCGACGUCAGGAAGCUCCUCCUCACGCCGCUGCGCAACAGAGAGAGCAUGUGUCCGGCGUUGCGUGAACCGUGCAGCCAUCUCUUCUUCUCACUUUGCGAGAGUUUUGCUCACCUGACCACUCUGGUUGGUCGCCAUGCCGCAUCACUCAACUACUUCCUGCAAGACGCUCGUGCCCGGGAUGUCACAUCCCUGCCCUUGGUGACACACACAGAAUAUUUCCUGGACACGUAUAAAAAGUAUUGUUCUGCAGUCGGCGACUUCCAAGUGAUGGGUGGAUUCCAGUCGCUUCAUAAACUCUCACUUGAGUUCUUGUCCGGCCAGCAGGCCGCGCUCUCCCAGCUGCGUGCGUCACACCAGUCCGUCAGCGGGGACAUUGAUCUGGUGUCGCUGUUGUACUGGCCCCUGCAGCAGCUCCACCACUACAACCGACUGCUGCUCAAACUGGAGGCCUGCUACGACGUGUUAACUAUCGAGUAUCAGUUGCUCCAUCAGGGUUGUAGUCAGUAUGAGGCUCUGUCUCUGUCUCUACUGAAAAAGAAGAAGGAGGCAGAAGCCACCUUCCUCUUCUGGAGAACCCACUCUGGCAAAGCUACCGAGGUCCUGCGCCUCUCGCAGCGGCGCGUGGUGUGUGAAAGCAGCAACAGAUCUCUGACUCCACAGAACGCUGGCCGGUUCUCCAAUCACUGGUUCAUACUGUUCAACGAUGUGCUGGUUCACACACAGGGUACCAUUCCCUCUCAAAGCUUCUUCUCCACACAUCACGUCUAUCCUCUGACCUGUUUGUGGGUGAGACCGGUUUCCGAAGACGGCAGCGGCCUCUACGCCAUCAAAAUAACUUGUCCAGAGGAGAGUUUCACCCUGGUGGCCUCAACGCCACAAGAAAAGAACAAGUGGCUCCGAUCUCUUAACCAGGCGGUGGAUCAGGUGCUGGGUGGUGGAGGUCAGGGGUCAUCACCGGGGCUGACGGCAAUGUCGCGCACGGCCUCCUACGCCUUCACCGCAGAUGAGCGAUACAAAGACGCUCUGUAUACUGGAAGCUGGCUGGCAGGACGGGUUCAUGGGAGAGGAACCAUGAAGUGGCCAGAUGGACGGAUGUACAAGGGAAACUUUAAGAAUGGGUUGGAGGAUGGUUAUGGAGAAUAUUUGAUGCCCAACAAAGAGUUGAACAAGACGGACAGCUACCAGGGACAGUGGAGAGACGGGAAGAUCCAUGGAUUUGGCAAGUACAAGUACGCCAGCGGUGAGGUGUACGAGGGCUGUUUCUGCGACGGGCAGCGCCAUGGUUACGGCAUGCUGAGCUCUGGUAAACUGGGCCGGGCUUCCUCCAGCAUCUUCAUCGGCCACUGGGUUCAUGACAAGAAGACGGGAUAUGGAGUCUACGACGACAUCACCAGAGGGGAGAAGUACAUGGGGCAGUGGCUGGACGACCAGCGGCACGGCAGCGGCGCCGUCGUCACUCAGUACGGUGUGUACUAUGAGGGGAUAUUCAAAGAAAACAAGAUGAAUGGUCCGGGCUUGUUGGUGUCGGAGGAUGACACAGUUUUUCAUGGCGAGUUUUCUGACGACUGGACUGUCAACGGAAAGGGGGUUUUGACGCUGGUGAACGGUGACAGCCUGGACGGCGUGUUCAGCGGAGAGUGGAGCUCGGGCCUGAAGGUGGUGGGAACGUACACCAAACCAGCGUUUGAUGGAUGUGAAAGCAAAGAGAGAAACAUACUGCAGUUGGGUCAGUACGUGGUUGCUGCGGCUCAGAGGUGGAUCUGCGUGUUCGAUGAGUGCUGGAGUCGACUGGGCUGCGAUGCCGCCGGGAGAGGGGAGAGGACCACAGCCUGGGAGAACAUCGCUGUUACCAUAACAACAGCGCGACGACAGAGUCCAGACCUCAGCAAGUCUCACAGCAAAGUUCUGGAGAGUUUGGAGUUUAUUCCUCAGUAUCACGAACCCGUCACCACUGAAAACUACGACAACGUCAGAAGAUACCUCACUAAGGCGUGCGAGACUCCUCACCACCCUCUCGGGUGGCUGGUGGAAACGCUGGUGACGGCCUACAGGAUGACUUACGUUGGUGUGGGAUCAAACCGCAGGCUCCUCCGGCAGGCUGUCCAGGAGCUGCUGGCCUACCUCACACACUUCUACAGCAUCGUCAGGUUUCUGUUUCCAGGGUUACCAGAGGAUGGAAACGUCAUCCCAGCACCAGCUGCCUCUAAUAGUAGACGCAACUCUGACAGAACAGAGCAAUGUGUUGUGGUGGUGAGCUGCUCCUCCCUGCUGCUCCCUCUGCUGCUCCCGCGGCUCUACCCCCCGCUCUUCACCCUGUACUGUCUGGAGGAGGAGCAGGAGGAGGCCGACUACUGGGAUCGCAUCCUCCGACUCAACAAGCAGCCCGACCAGUCUCUGCUCAGCUUCCUGGGAGUGCAGGAGAAGUUCUGGCCUCACUGGAUGUCAAUUCUGGGCGAGAAAAAGCAGAUCGUGUCCAGCAGCAAGGACGCCUGCUUCAUUUCUGCCGUGGAGACUCUCCAACAGAUCAGCACCACAUUCACUCCAUCAGACAAACUUGUGGUCAUUCAGAAGACGUUCGAGGAGCUGACGCUGGAGGUGAAGCCUCUGCUGAACGGUGACUUCCUGUGGUGCAUGGAUGACCUGUUCCCUCUCUUCCUGUACGUGGUGCUCAGAGCCAGGAUCAGGAAUCUGGGAGCUGAGGUCUGUCUGAUAGAAGACUUGAUGGAUCCCAACAUUCAGCACGGAGAGAUGGGAAUGAUGUUCACAACACUGAAGGCCUGCUACAUCCAGAUCCAGCAGGAGUCCACCACGUAGGAGCAGACGGGUCCCAGGAAGUAGCUGUGGAAACAGAAACCUGUGGAUUCCCUGGUGUUGAACUGGUGGAAGAUGCAGCGAGGCUGCACUGACACCGAGCAGGAGGAGGGAGAGCACUUCCUUCAUCUGCUGUUGCAGACGGGAUCAGGAGGUUUGACACGUCUCUCCUGGUUUGUUGUUACACCCGUCUCUGCUCCCGUCAGGUCAACUUAUCGCCCUCUUGUGGACAAGUUGGGGGAGCUAAUUUAUCAUGUUUGUACAUGUGUUAUAUGUGAGUUGGGAUUGUUAAUAUGCAUCAAAAGUAUUUAAUUCCUAUUUUCUCAGAGGUGUAACAGUCAUUUUCAUGACUUUAAAGUGUUUUUUAUGUCCUAGUGUUUUUCUGUAGAGUAAUUCGUCAGGCUCUACCGAGUGGUGUAACGUAGAUGUAAUUAACACAUGUUCCUCGUUCAUCUGCUUUCAAUGAAAACUUGUGAACAUUUCAGGCAAAGAGAAACCACUGCAUCACUGACAAAGUCUGACACUUGACCGCAUUUAAAGGGAAAUCAAGGCACUAAUCACUAAAAUAUUAAAUAUGAUUAUUUUAUUUAACAUCCAAGCACUCCUCAAAGGGAACUUUUUAAGGCCUACAAGCUGCACAUAUUGUUAAAAACAGCAAAACUAACCAGGUCAUAUAACCACAAACCUUUUCUUGAGAGUUGAUUAUAAUAUAUAACUGUAAGCUGAACAAACUAAGUGUGUGCUACUGUUGAUAGGAGGACUCUUCUAUACAGAGACAGCUGUGGAAAAUGAAAAGGGAUCAAUCCUUUAUACUUCUUACAGUUUGUUAUUCAGAGUAUAUUUGUGCAGAUAUUAUGUCUAUGCCUGUUUAGAAAUCAGAAAUGUCCUCACACCCUGCAGUUUUUGAGCGCAACCAUUGGAUGGACGUAGUUUGUCCAAAAGAGACACUAAGAUAUUGUAAUCCAACAGUGGAGCUGAUCUCAGGUUUGGACCUCUGAUAUUCAGAACCAGUAACGCGAGAGAAACAACUCUGUUUGAAUAAAAUAAUGAGUGAAUAGUGAUCAGGUCAUCUCUAGAAGGAAAAAUGAAUUUAUCUGAUUGUAUUUCAUAGUUAUGUGUGAGAAAAAGCAUGUUGAACAUGUGAAAACAGGAGCACAUAAGUGUUUAAGCAUUUUAGCAUCUUAAAGAGACUCGAACAAAAAAUAUAUAUAUUUUCAGAAUAAAAAUAUUCAAGAACAUGUAAAAGAAAUGUUACCCUAAAAACUUUGUGGACUGUUGUACAUACCCAAAAACAUGUUCAAGUUUCAUGACUGCCAGUGACUAGAGACCAGCGGCUAAACGCUUCAAAUCCGUUGCUGGUUGAAAAGCUGAGACUCUUCAGAUGCUGCAGAUUUAAGGAUGACGUCUGUGACAGUCAGUAAAUAUUAUAAAUGAUACAUUUUCACAUCCAGCUAUUAAGUGGUCUUAGGUGUCUGACUACAACUGCCACUAUUUCAUUUAAAAAAAUAAAACAAAAUAGCUUUUAAAGUAUUUUUCUAACUGAUUUUAUUCAUGAUUAGAAUAUAAUUUGAUACAGACUGAUAUUUUAAAUUAUUCCCAUCAUGUCCCUCAAACUCCCAGACUUUUAUUGAAUCUGCAGUAGCGGAGCUUGAGUGGACCAGAGACAACUGAGAAUCACUGAAACUUGUUUGUUGGUUUCAUCAGAACCAAAGCAGUGUGAUAUCAU